GAGGUGGAGAGGGCAGCAGCAGUAUUCCUCAGUCCAGGAAGGACAGCUCCAUGCACUCCACAGCCUCAGGGUGAAGCAUGCGGGUCGCCAGCCGCUCCAUAUCAUCCAGGCUCAACAAGCGCAGCCUCCGCUCGUGAUCCUGUGAGAGAGGCAGAGGGAGAGACACAGAGUCACAACUACAUGCUGGUCUACACCUGCAGCGCAGCUGUGGCUGUUUAACACGAUUUGACGAGCAAGCAGAGUGACACACGGCAGCCUGGACCGAAGAAACUGCAUGGUUUGAAUCUGAUGAGAAACCAGAGCCGCGGGAUCCCUGAACUCCGUUCUUUCAACACCGUGAUACAUGAUGUGUAUUAAUACGUGUCUGUGUCAACUUCAAUUCAGAAGCCUGGAAUAAAACAUCGAUGGAUUUCUAUUCCUGGCAACUCUCAUGAUCAUCAGAAGUCUAAAUUCACUGCACAGACCCCAGAGCACGGGGAGGUAUUGAGCAGUGCUGUGUCUCUGGCAGGUGAGGAUGGGGACUCUACGGGAUCUUCAGUACGCACUCCAGGAGAAGAUUGAGGAGUUGAGGCAGCGUGAUGCUCUGAUUGAUGAGCUGGAGUUGGAGCUGGACCAGAAGGAUGAGCUGAUCCAGAAAUUGCAGACGGAGCUGGACAAGUACCGGGCAGUGGUGCAGCCAGCCGCGUCCCCGCCAGGCCAACCAGAGCUGCAGGAGCAGCAGAGGACCAAGCGCCAGGCCAUUUCAGCAGAGCCCACUGCGCUUGACAUUCAGGACAUCAGCCACGUGACACUCGCCUGCUACUCCAAGAGCGAACAGUCCCGGCUGCUGAUUAAAGGCGCGAUCCUGGAGAACGACUUCAUGAAGAACCUGGAGCUGUCUCAGAUCCUGGAGAUUGUGGAUUGCAUGUACCCGGUGGAGUACAGCAAGGGCAGCUGCAUCAUCAAGGAGGGCGAUGUCAGCUCGCUUGUGUACGUCAUGGAAGAGGGGAAGGUGGAGGUGACCAAGGAUGGGCUGAAGCUGUGCACAAUGGGGCCUGGCAAGGUGUUUGGAGAGCUGGCCAUUCUCUACAACUGCACGCGGACAGCCACAGUGAAAGCCCUGACUCACACCAAGCUGUGGGCGAUCGACCGGCAGUGCUUCCAGACCAUCAUGAUGAAGACUGGCCUCAUUAAGCAUGCAGAGCACAUGGAGUUCCUGCGGAGUGUCCCCUCACUUCAGGAGCUGCAGGAGGAUGUUCUGAGUAAACUGGCUGAUGUCUUGGAAGAGACUCAUUAUGACGAGGGAGAUUACAUCAUCAGGCAGGGAGCCAGUGGUGACACGUUCUUCAUCAUCAGCAAGGGGAAGGUGAGCGUCACACAGCAGAAACUGGCCAAUGAGGAGCCUGUGUUUCUCUGUACUCUGUCCCGGGGGGACUGGUUUGGAGAGCAGGCACUCAAGGGAGAGGACGUGAGAACAGCAAGCGUUGUUGCUGCAGAUGACGUGACGUGUCUGGUGAUCGACAGAGAGUCAUUCAAGCAGCUGAUUGGUGGUCUGGAAGAUGUCAACAGCCGAGUUUAUGAGAGCGCUGAGGCAAAAGCCAAGUUCGAGGCAGAAGCAGCUUUCUUCUCCAGCCUGGAUUUCUCUGAUUUCCAGAUUGUCAACACGCUCGGGGUCGGGGGCUUUGGACGAGUUGAACUGGUGCAGCUGAAGAGCGAUGAGUCCCAGACCUUCGCCAUGAAGAUCCUAAAGAAGCAGCACAUCCUGGACACCAGGCAGCAGGGCCACAUCCUGUCAGAGAAGCACAUCAUGCAGGAGACGCACUGCGGCUUCAUUGUCAGGCUGUACCGCACCUUUCGAGACAGGAAGUACCUUUACAUGCUGAUGGAGGCGUGUCUGGGGGGCGAGCUGUGGACCAUCCUGAGGGACAGGGGAUCGUUUGAUGACGCAACGACACGCUUCUACACGGCUUGUGUGGUUGAGGCGUUAUCCUACCUGCACUGUCGCAGUAUCAUCUACCGGGAUCUGAAACCAGAAAAUAUCAUCCUGGACCAAAGGGGCUGUGCCAAACUAGUUGACUUUGGCUUUGCAAAGAAGAUUGGUUAUGGAAAGAAAACGUGGACUUUCUGCGGCACUCCAGAGUACGUGGCCCCUGAAAUCAUCCUAAACAAGGGCCACGACAUCUCGGCGGAUUACUGGUCCCUGGGCAUCUUGAUGUACGAGCUGCUAAGCGGCAGUCCUCCUUUUUCAGAGUCGGACCCAAUGAAAACUUACAAUAUCAUCCUCCGCGGGAUCGACAUGGUGGAGUUUCCAAAGAAAAUCACAAAGAACGCAGCGAAUCUCAUCAAGAGACUGUGCAGGGAUAACCCCUCUGAGAGGCUGGGGAACCAGAAGAAUGGAGUCAAGGACAUCCAGAAACACAAGUGGUUUGAAGGGUUUAACUGGGAGGGGAUGAGAAAGGGCACGCUGACGCCCCCCAUCAUCCCGAGUGUCAGCAGCCCUCUUGAUACAAGCAAUUUCGACUGCUUCCCUGAGGACAGCGAGGACCCGCCCCCUGACGAGGACUCGGGCUGGGACGCAGAAUUUUGAUUGGCCAGUGCAAACCAACGCAGGAGAGUGGACAUAGUGCACACAAAGCAUGAAGCUGAAUUCUGAUUGGCCAGCAAGCACCCAGGAGACCAGUCAGUUCCUGACUUCUGAUUUGCUAGCAGGAAUCGGGCAGGGAUGUGGGUCACAGAAAGUAGGAUGCUGUCCGAUUGGCUAUCGGAAGAAUGUGGGAAACAAUCACUGAUAUAUAACCAUUAUUCAGAAGAAAAACAACUCGGGUGGUAGAUGCUUCUGCUCUAUUGCACUGAAAUUCUGGAAUGAGCUGCCCAGUACUGUAAGGGAAGCUCCCUCAAAUGAUCUGCCCAGUACUGUAAAGGAAGCUCCCUCAAAUGAUCUGUCCAGUACUGUAAAGGAAGCUCCCUCAAAUGAUCUGUCCAGUACUGUAAAGGAAGCUCCCUCAAAUGAUCUGUCCAGUACUGUAAAGGAAGCUCCCUCGAAUGAUCUGCCCAGUACUGUAAAGGAAACUCCCUCAAAUGAGCUGCCCAGUACUGUAAAGGAAGCUCCCUCAAAUGAUCUGUCCAGUACUGUAAAGGAAGCUCCCUCGAAUGAUCUGCCCAGUACUGUAAAGGAAACUCCCUCAAAUGAUCUGUCCAGUACUGUAAAGGAAACUCCCUCAAAUGAUCUACCCAGUACUGUAAAGGAAGCUCCCUCAAAUGAGCUGCCCAGUACUGUAAAGGAAGCUCCCUCAAAUGAGCUGCCCAGUACUGUAAAGGAAACUCCCUCAAAUGAGCUGCCCAGUACUGUAAAGGAAACUCCCUCGAAUGAUCUGUCCAGUACUGUAAGGAAAGCUCCCUCAAAUGAGCUGUCCAGUACUGUAAGGGAAGCUCCCUCCGUUGAUGUUUUUAAAUCUCGAUUAAAACCACAUUUUUAUACUGUGGUGUAUCCAGUUAUCUAAAAUGAUAUUCUCUCGUCUAUGGCAUAUUUUACUAUUUUUACUAUUGAGCAUUAUUUGAUUGUUUUAUUUAUUUUUAUGGGUAUUCUUGUUAUUAUUACAAUGAGGUCUUAUUUUUCAGUUUUCUAAUAAGAGAGAAAGACUUGAAGCCAGAACCUGUAAGGAAGAGAGUCUUCAAUUCAGUGCACAUUGCACCUUUGCUUUGAAUAUGAAAUGAAACUGUUAAUGUUACAAACUUCAAAGGUGUGCCUCAGUGUUUGCUACUAGUUUUGUGACCAUUAUUUUAAGCCAAUUUACUUUUACAUGAAUUAAAAUGUGUCCCAUGCUGUGAAUUAUAAUUAGCUUGUUUGUAAGCUGCUUGAAAUGUGGGGCACUGUGGUUUAAAGUAAAUAUAUUUUAAAGGUACAUGCAUUGAUACUGAUCUUUCAAACACUGUGUGUUCGAGUCUCGAUUGCUCUCUUGUGCCAUUUUAAACUAGUCUGGUGUUAAACAGGAUUGAUGUUUGAUGUGGAAUGUCUGUACAGGCGCACAUCAGUAAAAUCACUGGAGACCAUUGUGAUUACUUUGUGUAACUGUGAGCAUGGUGAGAUUGCAUUGCAAUUGCAGGAGUACUCUACCUGGCAAUGGUAAUAAAGGCUGUAUGAUCUGAUUAAAGCCUAGGAACGACACCUUUAACACAUUAGAUCGAUCGAAGCAGAAAAUAAAAGAACACAAUUACAGAUUUAAGCCAC
Messenger RNA from Acipenser ruthenus (sterlet), 4207 nucleotides. Its product is annotated as cGMP-dependent protein kinase 1-like. NCBI's taxonomy places the organism in Eukaryota, Metazoa, Chordata, Actinopteri, Acipenseriformes, Acipenseridae. Gene Ontology annotation, molecular function: cGMP-dependent protein kinase activity; ATP binding. Gene Ontology annotation, biological process: protein phosphorylation. The transcript is spliced from 20 exons. The record is from RefSeq and is a predicted model, not a curated record. The coding region runs from base 515 to 2566 and encodes 683 amino acids.